AUGGACAGAAUUACCUCCAGGCUCGUCACUUUGAACAAAGGCUUUGGCCAAGUUCGUCAGUUUGCCGCGGAGAAGUUAGGAACAGCUGAAGAGAUAACUGAUCUUCCGCAAGAAUAUAAAGACCUCGAAAAGCGUGUGGACGCACUGCGCACAGUUCACACGAAUCUUUUACGUAUUACCCGCAUUCAUACGAAUCCGUCUUAUGAUUAUCCUUCGCAAUUGCAAGAAUCUGUGGUAGAGCUCUCACGCAACGUACAAGAUCAACUCAAAGUUUUAACUCAAAGCCCAGCCGAGCGUGCAGAAUCCGUAUCUCGCCAGGUGGAUCCAGUGCAAGCUUCGGUUCCCAAGACACUUCCUCACGCUUUAGCGCGUGCAUCUGCUCAGGGCGCUGAGCUACUGGGUACUGAAGAUCCUCUCGGGAUAGCAUUGAUUAAAUAUGCAGCUAUUCAAGAAAGAAUUGGCGAGCACAGGAUAAAAAUGGAUGAAGAGAUUACACAAAAGUUUGUUCAGCCAUUUAAUACAACAUUGAAUACCAGUAUCCAGUUUGCGAUGAAGGCCAGACGGAACGUACAGUCUACGCGGCUGACUUUGGAUGCUGCCAAAGCAAGAUAUAAGAAUACAAAAGCAGAGAAAAGCGAGGCUGCACGGCUAGAAAUUGAACAGGCUGAAGAUCAGUUUGUUGCCGCUGUUGAGGAGGGCAUUACCUUGAUGAGGGCCGUACUGGAUAAUCCCGAGCCGCUGUGUAAUCUUGCUGACUUGGUGACAGCACAGUUGACGUUUCAUAAAGAAGCCUAUGAAGCAUUGGCUGAACUCGCUCCCGAGAUUGAUGAAAUUCAAGUGACUCAAGAAGCUCUGUACAGUGUGAAGGACGUGUCUGCGAUAGGGCUGAACCUAUCGGAAGCCAGUUAUGGCGAGUCGCCAUCGAGCGGUGGCCGACGGAUCUUCAUUACUUCAGAAUUAUUGCUGGGGCUGUUGCCGAUGAAGGUGUCUGCGGUAGGGCUGAACCUAUCGGAAGCCAGUUAUGGCGAGUCGCCAUUGAGCGCAAUAAUGAGAAAAGAAAAGAGAAAACGCUCCAACAGGAGUCGAUCAGAUAGUGACAUAGACUUUUUCUUAAAUUCUUCGGCACCUACUCCAAUAUCCUUUUUUCGCUUAACUCAUCCAACUAAACGUGGACGAGCAAUUGAGAAGUAUAAAAAAAGUCUUGCCAUUGCUAUAAAUAUUAGUAAAGGCUCAAAACUUGAUGAGCUGAGAGCCCUGGAUAAUGACGAAGAAAUUAUACAACGAGACUGGGAAAUUUGGUUAAAGGAAAAGAAAGCGGUUGCUGGUGCAACAAAAGGCGAGAUUGGGGAACAUGAUAAUUUUGCUUCAGGAAGUCAUUGCAUGAAAAGUACUGAAGAAGAAGAAAAGGAGGAUGAAAACGAUGAACCUUUAGUUCCAAAACGAUUGAAAUUCGAUGACAGUGAUAUCAAUGAAAUUAAUGAUAUAGAAACUCAGUGUAAACACUCGGGAGUAGAAGGAGACAGUUUAAACAAUCCAUUUCUUGUACUGGCUGAAGAUAAUACGUCGGGUGAAAAUAAUGCAUCUGAUGCAUCCUACCGUACUGAAUCAGAGGAAUCCAAUGUUGAUAUUGAACUUGAACAAAAAGAAAAAAUUGAGUUCCAGUACGAAUGGCUUGUUGGACCUGGCAUAAAAGAGUCUACAUUGAUUGAAAAUGACAAUAAGUGGACUGUCGGCACAAUUGAUGUUUCAAAUUUACUAUUAGAAUAUCGUAAUCUGUCAGUCAAAAAAGCAUCGGAGAGAAAGAUUGAAAACGCUGUUGAAAUGCUUUCUCUUAAUUAUAUAUUUCUAUUGGAUGAGAAUCUAUCGACUGGGAUCUCGGAAAUGAUUGGUACCGCAUCACUGAAAGCGAUCUUCGAAAAUAUCAGAAGCGAAUAUACUCUAUAUCAUUUAUCAGAUAAAGAUAUUCUACGAUGUCAUGAGAUGUCCAAGGCAAGAUUUUGCGAGAAAUGGCAGAAGGAAGCCGAAGACAAUGAUAACGAUUUAGUUUUAGAAGUUUUUGAAUCGAUAGCAGAUGCGCGAGAAGAUUCAUUCGUUCAUGAAGUCUUUGCACCAAUAAUUUUACCUUUUUUUGUAAAUAGCGAUCUAACGUGUGAAUGGUCCUCGGAUGUUUUGGAUCCAUCAACCCACAGAAAACGUAAAUUCGAUCCUAUUCUCCAGGGAAGAAAAGCAGACUUCUCUGUUUAUACACAAAUUAAAGGCAGCAGAUACUAUUUAUUGGUCUCCGAAAUAAAAUCCGCCAGAUAUAUUUCUUCAAAGAAAAUCAAUUUUGUGGAUUGUGAUUUAGUAAAAAUUGGAAAUGAAAUGAAGGAUAUGCUUGAUAAGUGCAUUGAAGAUGGUGUGAAAACCGAAGAUUUGGCUAUUUGUAGCAUUCUUGUCGAAGGUUUUCAGUGCAGUGUGUUUGUGAUGGACCUGAAGUUUGACGCAAUAUACCGAAUGAUAUUCAUGGGAAAGUUUUUCCUUCCACAAAAUAUUCAUAACCUUAAUGUACUUUCUAUAGCAAUAGAAGAACUAAUGCAGAUAAAGAACAUUGUUUCCCGUUCCGUUGAGCUUUGCUUUCAAAGUUUAUCUCGAUACGGCAAAGAUCCAAGUAUUACAUCUACUAUACCCGCCACACCCAUACGCAAUAAGAUGAUGCGACCAUCCUUUCACACGCCAAUAAAGUGCUCGGAGACCACACCAGCUGAUAGCAAUCUACCUGCGCGGCCAUUAGUUCCGCCUCAUUCAGUAUGGGAUGAAGAUUGGAUAACAUCGCUCAGAGUAUUACUAUGGCCAAUUGAUUAUUUUCGACGCGAGUACCCUACUAUUACUGCAGAAAAGUCACAAUUAAUAUUUCAUUCUUUGUCCCAAGGUAACGAUCCAUUAAAUCGUUUUUAUUCGAAAUUAAAAAGAUUGAUUAAACAAGCUUAUCCCGUAUUAGCAGAAGCGAAUCAGGAGGAGUUAGUUAGACAACAAUUCUUUAAGGGAAUCUCGCAUGAUAAUAAAUUAGAAGUAACUCGUAUUGGUCUCGAAAAUCCAAUUUCUCCUUUAAUACGCAAAUUGGAAGAGUUUGAAAGACGGAAGGCAAAAUUAAUGUUAGGUGAAUAUAAUCCUGAGUCCCACCCUGUCAAUUACAAUCAAGAGCACUGUGCACAGACACAAGGUAGAGAGUUACCACGUCCCAGUCAGAUGAAAUCAGGAAAACUAUAUUCAGAUCCAAGACUCCGUCUCAAUGAUCAAGAAUGGUUAACAGGGUAUGGAACAUUAGAACGUCUUAAUGCCACAGCCAAAGAUACAUCAUUUCUUCAGAACAUCACAGAUUUUAUUUCUAAAGGCGUAUUAGAAAAUAUUUUUCAAAGAAAAAUACAGAAAGUGAUUCAAAAAAUGCUGAACAAGAUUCUGAUGAGGAGCUUCCAACCGCAUGAGUAA
Molecule: messenger RNA, 3465 nt
Organism: Paraglomus brasilianum
Lineage: Eukaryota; Fungi; Glomeromycota; Glomeromycetes; Paraglomerales; Paraglomeraceae
Source: the annotation of a GenBank genome assembly